AUGUGGUGGCCAUUCACGUCAUCAGAGCCCAAGAAAAAAGAAAGCGCGCCUCUCCGACAAGAUCGCCAGAAAUGCUAUGAAUUCCGAGAUGCGUAUUUUGCCUGUUUGGACCAUGCAGGUGUUGUGAAAGCUGGCGAUGAAAAGCCGAGUGGGUCAUGUCUCUCUGAAGCGAAGAAUUACGAGAAAAACUGCGCGCAGAGCUGGAUUGAAUACUUCAAUCAACGGCGAGUGAUUGCUGAAGCACAAAAGGAACGGCUAGCGCAGGCGGAGACGCAGGCGCAGAAUGCUAGGAGAUGA
Guyanagaster necrorhizus is the source of this 297-nucleotide messenger RNA. RefSeq lists its product as uncharacterized. The transcript is spliced from 2 exons. Gene Ontology annotation, cellular component: mitochondrion. The record is from RefSeq and is a predicted model, not a curated record. Lineage: Eukaryota; Fungi; Basidiomycota; Agaricomycetes; Agaricales; Physalacriaceae. The coding region runs from base 1 to 297 and encodes 98 amino acids.